Bombus impatiens (common eastern bumble bee) is the source of this 3037-nucleotide messenger RNA. Its product is annotated as zinc finger protein 37 homolog. Gene Ontology annotation, biological process: negative regulation of transcription by RNA polymerase II; regulation of cytokine production; regulation of immune system process. Gene Ontology annotation, cellular component: nucleus. Gene Ontology annotation, molecular function: zinc ion binding. The record is from RefSeq and is a predicted model, not a curated record. The coding region runs from base 159 to 2324 and encodes 721 amino acids. Lineage: Eukaryota; Metazoa; Arthropoda; Insecta; Hymenoptera; Apidae. The transcript is spliced from 3 exons.
CUCUAUCUAUAGUUAAUGACUGAACUUUAUGUUGACUGACGGUGAUGUCCCAUAGGAAACAAGACGCUAACCAGGAAAUGUGAAAUGCAUUUAUUUCUAAGUGAGCACGAACGUUGUGAAAAUCUUAUUUUACUAGUGUUAGGAUAUCGAAGGUAACGAUGAAUUGGGAAAUUAGCUGUGCCGACAUGUGUCGAGCGUGCAUGAAAGUUGACGGCGUUCUUCUUCCUAUGUACGAUGAUGACACGAUUAGUCAAAAAAAUUUGCCUAAUAAACUUGCAGAGCUUGCAUCGAUAGAGAUUGACAGGUUCGAUGGGUUACCAAAUAUGCUUUGCGCAAAGUGUGCUUAUCGCACAGAUGCAUUUUAUGAUUUCAAGUUGCAAGUUCAAGCUACUGAAAGGAAACUCCGCAAAAUGUUUGAAACACAAAUUCGCUAUAACAUAAAGGAGGAGGCAAUGGGCAAUGAUUUUGAACAAGACUGUUCAGAACAAUCAGACGAAUUGUUAGAAAUUAAACUAUUAGAUAACAAAGAAGAUAUUAAGCCUACCAUUGAUGUGGAUAGUUCGGAAGAAUUUUUGUCCGAGCGAAUUACUAUAAACGACAAAGGAGAGCAAGCGUUAGAGCAAGCGUUCGACGUGUCCGAACUGGUAGAAGAAAAUGGCGAAUUUAACAAGGCUAGCAUAUCUGGAUUAAAAGGUAUUAUCAUUUCGAAGCUGUCAGGAGCAGAGAUCGAUCAAGACAAACGGCUGAAGAACGAGAUACCUGAUGAAAUUUCGAAAAUUUUGGAAUCCCAGCAGCUAGAUUAUACCAUAAUGUAUAUACCGGAAGAUGUUUCUUUAGAGCACGUAGAGCAUGUGAAUACGCAGAAUACGCUUUCUUGCGAUACUGUGAUUAAAUUAGAAGAUAGCAAAAAGAUUACCGAGGCUGACUGUAAUGGGGAGCUCCUACACGAAACUGUGGAUAACGAAGAAUUUUUAGAUGCCGUGUGCAACGAGAAGAUUGUGGAAUCAAGGGGGGAAGAUAAUAAAAUCAGCAACGCUGAGGUGGCUUGGAAACCUACCAUUCCGGAAGAAAAAUCGAUGGAAAGACUAAACGAGAAAAACAUACAAAAACAUUCUCCGGAAUCGAAUCAACAGCCAGAAGAGAGCGACGACUCUGACUCUGAUUAUUUUGUCGACCCGAAAGAUAAUAUAUUAGGUAGCUUGAAUGAUACAAUAACGAGAAUAAAGGAGAUAAAACUCGAAGACGAUGUGAUACAGUAUCAGUGCACUCUAUGUUUGCAAAAUUACGAUAAGCUGACUGGUGUCUUGUUGCAUACUAUAGACAAUCAUGUGCCGAGUAGCGGUCCAUUCUUUUGCGUGGUAUGCGAGAAAGACUGCCAGAGUCAUAGAGAAUUGCGUGCGCAUGUUAAAACGCAUAGAGGCCAGUUCCCUUAUUCCUGUUUCAUAUGCAACAAAGCUUACACGAUGAAGAGGUAUUUAAAGAGACAUAUGGUGUGUCAUACGGAAUUUCAUAGGCAUCGUUGCCCAAAAUGUGGCCUCAGAUUCAAGGUUAAAUCAGAGUUAGAAACUCACAUUACGACACACAUACGCGGUGCGCCUUACUCCUGUAGUCAAUGUCCACGACUCUUCAAUCAUAAAGGUAAUUAUAAGCGGCACUUGAUUACACACUUGGAUCCGCAAGGUCUUCACUUACCCAAGUACCCUUGUAAAGUUUGUGGAAAAAGAUUUCUAAAUAAUCGCACUUUAGAGACACAUAUGCGCGUUCACACAGGUGAAAAACCGUUCAAAUGCGAGAUAUGUGGACGAUCGUUCUCUCAACAAGGAAAUUUGUUGAAUCAUGUAAGAAUCCACUCAAACCCGCGAAGCUACACGUGCGAGGUUUGCGGAAAGCGAUUCAACCAAAGGGCCACUCUGAGAGAUCAUAGUCUUCUACACACUGGGGAAAAACCAUAUGUUUGUAAUGUUUGCGGAAUAGCGUUUACUUUUAGUGCCGCGUUGAGACGCCACAUGUGGACUCAUACUGGUGGAAAACCAUUCGGAUGUGAAAUUUGUAGUGCUCGUUUCGUGGGCAAAUAUGAUUUACGACGACAUAUGAGGAUACACACGGAUAGACCGAGAACGAAACGAAGAAAAAACGUGAUCAAAUCGAACAAUGAACAGGAAGGAGCAAUUAAAGAAGAAGAUGUUACAGUUUCGGAACAUCCUGAUACAGAGACCGUUUUAAUAGAGCAAGUUUUGUUAACGCAAAACGUUACGCAGGUUGUGCAACAAGAGUCUGAGAAGGAAAAUGUCGAUGCUCUUUUUAAUCUUAUACAAUAUGGUUAAUAGAACCUCUUCUUUUUACCAGACUUGGAUCACAUAAGUACUGAUUCUAACUUCUUAAUUUAAUAAUAUUUAUUAAUAUUAAUUUAAUAAUAUUAAUAUUAAGAAUACGCAGUUUUUUGUUUGAUAAUUAAUUAUCAUAAACAUUAAUUGAAAAAUAUCAAAAAGGCAUCUCAAAAUUGGCCAUAAUACGUAAUUUGAAGGUAUGAUACAAAAUUGUUAUUAUAAACUUUAUAUUUGAUGGAAAUACUACGUUACUAUAUUUUCAGAAAAUGUAUAUUUUUGUCAAAUAAAUGUAUAUUGUUAUUAUUUAACGUUAACAAUGAAUAUUCGUGAUUCUAGAAAUUUGUGAUCUUAGAUGUUAGAAAGUAAAAGACAUAUGCUAUCUAUGAUUUUUAUUGAUAAUAUUUUUCUGAUGAAGCUUAUCUUUGAAAAUUUCUUAUUUUCACAAACUCUUCAUCCAUGUAAAUGUAACACAGCAAAAAUAUUUAAACGUUAUAAAUUAUGUACACUUCCAUUUUUAGUUCCAUCUGAAUCAAUAUGGAAAGGUAUUACAGAGAUGUAUUUUAGUUGACUAAGAUGUGUUGAUAUGUAAGUUAGACAGUUAUGUUUAUCCUCUAUUCUCUUAUCAUCAUGCACAUGAGUGUACACAAUAGAUAUAUACAAUAGAUCCACAAUGAUGUGAUCCACAAAAUAUAAUUAUAUAUUUCAACACA